AUGGAACAGCAUGACUCGCCCAUGUUGUGUGAUAGCUCAAGUAGUAAGAGCGAAAACUCUGCUGAAAAAGGCAUGAUAGAACCAUCCUCUUUUGAUUCUCUUCAUUCGGAUCUAAGUGAUCCUAUCAAAGGCUUUAAUAAGGUGAAAAGACAAGGUUCAAGAAGUUCAAUAGGAGAACAACCAGAAUCCAAUAGUUGGUUGCAACAUAGAAAACACUUUUUUAUUCUUAGUAACUCAGGAAAGCCAGUAUGGACAAGGUACGGAGAUGAGUCCAGACUAUCCUCCUUAAUGGGAGUUGUCCAAGCCAUCAUCUCGUUUUUUCAAGAUAGUGACGAUACCAUCAAGACGAUACACGCUGGUGAACAUAGCUUUGUGUUUCUAUUAAAGGAACCUCUUUACUAUGUCUGCGUUUCAAGAACAGGCGAAUCAGAUAGUCAAUUACGUGAUCAGUUACUUUAUCUACACAAUCAAAUACUCAGUGUGCUCACAAAUGUACAGCUGACAAAGAUAUUUGAGCAAAGGGUCAAUUUUGAUCUAAGACGGCUACUGGGAGGCACCGAGAUAUUUUUAGACAGCCUGUCAACAUCGUUUAGUCAUGAUCAUAGUUUUAUGUUAAGUGCCCUACAAUGCCUUCGUGUGAAUAAAUCAAUAAGAGAUCAAGUGGGAUCAAUAUUAGCAGAAGGCAAAGUCAAGAAUAUGUUGUAUGCUCUCAUCGUGUCAAAAGGCCGACUGGUUACACUCUUACGACCGAGGAAAAAUAGCUUACAUCCGUCUGACCUUCUUUUACUCUUCAACAUGCUGAAUGGAUCCAGUACGUUUCAUACAGCUGAGUCAUGGACACCACUCUGCUUGCCCAAGUUUAACUCGAAAGGGUUUCUGCAUGCAUAUAUCUGUUAUAUCGAAAAGGAUACGUCGAUUGUGGUGAUCAGUAUGGAUAAAGGCAACUUUUUUGAGAUAAGUGAGUGGAAGACAAAGAUAGUUGAUUUGUUACAGAAACAGGAUGUUUUAGCAAACAUCAAGCAAGGAGGAUACACAGUAGAGGACACACAAGUACCUUCGUUGCUUCACUUUAUAUAUAAAUCCAAGGUUCAGGUGCAGUUUACAACACCAGAAUUAAGCGGAAUAUAUCUUGAAGAUGAAAAUAAAAAGAGAUUACAUAGACUGUAUCAGCAUUUACAUGAUAGAAUGCAUCAUAGAGCAAGACCACUCAAGUUGUACUAUAUGAAUGGCGAGAAAGAAACGCUUUUGGGAUGGAUUACUUCCUCAUUUGAACUCUAUGUCGUAUUCCCGAGUGAUACUCCCAAACAGCUGAUCAUUUCAAGCUCAAAUCAGUUAUUAAGAUGGAUCAAAAAGAACGAAGAUAAUCUUUUUAUUCUAAAUUCACCUAUAUUUUAA
This is a messenger RNA of Rhizopus microsporus ATCC 52813, 1395 nucleotides long. RefSeq names its product DUF254-domain-containing protein. The coding region runs from base 1 to 1395 and encodes 464 amino acids. The transcript is spliced from 8 exons. NCBI's taxonomy places the organism in Eukaryota, Fungi, Mucoromycota, Mucoromycetes, Mucorales, Rhizopodaceae. Gene Ontology annotation, biological process: protein targeting to vacuole; vesicle-mediated transport. The record is from RefSeq and is a predicted model, not a curated record. Gene Ontology annotation, cellular component: fungal-type vacuole membrane; Mon1-Ccz1 complex.